AUCGAUAAGUAAAUUCCCCUUGAAUCUUUUUUCACCAAUUUUUUUUUUUUUUUUUUUUUUUUCCUCCAACGAGAGGCUCGUCAGAGCGAGCGAAAGGUUUUAAGGUUACGACAACGUUAAUUGCCGAUCCGUCCGCCGACCUAACCUAAGCUUCGACACGUCAACACGAUGCGUCCCAGAGAGAUAGCUCUAUCGUCGAUCUCGUUUCCACUGACCCUAAAAGCGAUGAUAAGCGGACAGCUGCGGGACAACCGCGUCAUCAACGUACAAUGAGCUGCGACUGUUUCGCGAGGAGAGCGUCAUGGGUGACCGUCGAGCGCGAGAAAUGGAUGAACUGUUACUUCCGCAAGCUGGUGCCGCUUUAUAGAAAGUCCACCUGCCUGUGGAAGAAAGAUACGCGCAGCUACUUGGACAGGGAGCAGAGAUACCGUGCCUAUGCACGAAUUCAUCGAGCCAUGGACCUACCGGGAGUGACCUUGGUGGAGAUGGUGUUGAAGAUCCGCGAGAUGCGUCGCCUCUACGUGAACGAAUUGAAGAGGCUGCUGGAGGCGAGGUCGUGCAACCACUGCUAUCGGACCUCGCUACCGUGGUUCUACGAUCUGCAUCGAUUUCUCUAUCCGUACCUGGAUUACGAUGAGGCGGUCGAGUUGCACAACCCUGGCCAAACUUUUGUCGAGACGAGGGAGGAGACCGAGGAACAAAAAUCACGGGCAACUACGUCGGAUUGCAGUUGCGUCCGAUGCCUGAUAUCCAACAGGAACAGCCGUAUCGAGAAUUUCUUAUCGUCUAACACGCAACGAGCUCUCACUACCCUGAACUCCAGUUCCCCUGUCGUUUCCUUGGCCGAAGUCAAGACUCGCUCUCGCAAUUGUCCCCGCUCCUGCAGCAGAAUUACCGAGGCUAAGAAACGGCUGGACAGAUUCCCUUCUCAAGGUGUCUACUCAACGAUCAGCAGAUCCACAUCCUGCUACGAAGAAUUCCGACAUCGCGGCGAUACAACUGAGAACGAAUUAAUGGACAGGCGACAGGGAAACUGUCGCGAAUUUACAAUCUGCGGGUUGCACAGCACGGCAUCCAGUGACAAUACCUGCGAGACCGACUCAGAUCAAUUAGAUACUUUCUCUAUGACCGUGACACGUUGUCUGAAGAAGUUGGACAAACCAUGCGCGCUGAAGGCGCAGGCAAAGAUUCAACAAAUCUUGAAGAACAUGCUGAUGAAAUCGAAGAACAAUCCGCCGAAACGAACUCCUCCGCGCAAAUCAUCCUACGAUCUGCGAUAAAACACACUGUCGAAGAUCCGGAAGGAAGGUAAAUUUACAAUCUAAAUAUUUGAACAGCUAUCUGGAGUUAAAAAUACCAGACGCAUUGUUUCAGCAUCCAUCCGGUACGAAGCGAAAUCCCAGAAAUCCGACGGUUUGAUCGCCGGAGCAUCGUCGCUUACCUUCAGUUUGUGCAUAGCAGGUAACUCUCAUAAAUAUUACAAAAAAGAAAAAAAAAGAAAAGAAAGAAAGAAGGAAAAAAACUCCCGGCCGGUGUAUGAAUAGCUCGCGAGUAGCAUGAACAUCUAACGACAAAAAGCUACAAUCGGAGACUGAAUUUCGUCGUAUAUCACGGUUCUAGCUGAGCACUGGAUGGUAUCGAUCCGACUUCGGUAGACCGCAGCGUUACGAUUAGUAUUCAGCCGGUGUCGCAGUCGGCCGGUCAGACAAGGACGAGGAUGGCAAGAUUUGCUCCGGCAAAACGGAGGCUGCGUGCCACGCAGCCUCUGAUAACGGGUUACCCUUUGAUCGAAGCAUCUUUCUCUCUCUUCCUCUCAAAGAAAAUAAAAGAAGUCCACGUUCCUCCGUCGUUAUUGCCACAUAUAAACACAGCCUCGAACGAGAACGCGUUAAUCCUCAAAGCGUGUCUUCUCUCGAUUAAAGGAUCAUCAGAGAUUGUAUCGGAUCUGAUUCUGGCUACGAAUCCACCCCGCUUGGCUUCCAGAUCAAUUACUCGAGUCGAAAAGAGUUUUCAUCGCUGCGCUUGAUCAGAAUUCUAAGAACGCAACUUCGAGGAAUGAUCGAUGCACUUUCAACCCUCGCGAGCGAAGAGGUUGAUAUUUCUCGCCGGAAGUGAAAAUUCUCGGCGAAUCAAGCUAUUUGCCUCGUGAAAGGAAGAAAAAAAAAAGAAAAAAGAAAAGAACAAGUUGGAGAACAACGUGGUAAUAAAUUCCGAGAGCCGGGAGGAUUAAGCUCCGCCGGAAACUGUUUUGCGUGCCGUAGGGCAACAGGAACAAGAGGAAACCGGGGGAUCUGCGGUUAGUCUGCUAGGACGGCCGGGAGAGCCUAGAACGAACGGGGUUACCACGUUUAGACCAAUUCCCAAAAUCCCCUUGAUACUCGAUGAAACACGGGAUCCGAGCUUGAUCAAAAGAGAUUGAGAACCUUUCGCCGUGACGAUUAAACAGCUCGCGAGUAUCUACUCGCCUGUUCGCGCGUUUCGUGCGAGAUCACAGAAAUCAACGUGGAAAAAUCGAAUCGGCCAGGGGAACAAUUAACAUGAGAACGAGUGUCUAAUUCGAUGGAAACUGCGAUACGCCGUGAGGCAAACACGCGCUGAAAUUAUUUUCGAACGAACAAAGAGCGCGGCCUCGGCUCCGUGGACCUCGUCGAGCCAUCGAACCCUAUCGAUACUCGGCUUUUUUGCGAACCGGCAGCCGCAACUGGAAAUAUAAUUUUUUCCCAUGGCAGGGACAUCAAAGCGAAUUCCAUCGGUCGCCGAUCGAGAAGCACGAGAGAACGAGAAGAGGUAAGCACGAGAGAAAAAGAGAGAGAAAGAGAGAGCUAGACGAAGUUAGCAAGGUUAGCAAGGUUAACACGGAGGAGUAUGUAGUCAGAGGCGAUUGGUAAGUGGCGUUUCCGGGCGAGAGCAGCCUAAUGCAGUCCCAUUAGGUUCGGCUUUGACCGGUAUAACGCGCAUUAACCGUAUUCACAGGCUCUUAUUACUUACUGUG
This is a messenger RNA of Frieseomelitta varia, 2992 nucleotides long. RefSeq lists its product as uncharacterized. Bases 270 to 1280 code for a protein of 336 amino acids. The record is from RefSeq and is a predicted model, not a curated record. NCBI's taxonomy places the organism in Eukaryota, Metazoa, Arthropoda, Insecta, Hymenoptera, Apidae. The transcript is spliced from 4 exons.